AUGUGGCAGGAUCGCAACCCGGAAAGCCCAGUUGCCUCGCCAAGGUGGACCUCCGAAGACUUCGUUCGGCUGCAAGGGGUAGUGAAAGACCUUGGAGACUUGAAUCGUCAGCUCAUGGCUUUCACCGCCAGCCCGGACGAGCUUGACGAGGAAGUCGAAGUUGAGGUCGAGGUUGAGGACGAGCCGGUGGAGGAGCAGAAUGUGAAGUCGAAAGCCCCUUCAUUGGCGGAUGUGGCAACACUUCCAUCCGGUAUGCCGCCCAAUUGGACGCCUCUCAUGGUGCUCGUGGACAGUCCUCCUGGACAAUUGGGUGGCAUUGAAUACGCGUACAGCAUGCUUUGCACGCUGCUCCAGCACAUGAGCGCUCAAGGUGCCUACGCUGUUAUGGUGACCACUGUGCUGUGCUGCAAUGCUCCUGGCAAUGGCGUGGUCUGA
This is a messenger RNA of Symbiodinium sp. CCMP2592, 435 nucleotides long. The record is from the annotation of a GenBank genome assembly. NCBI's taxonomy places the organism in Eukaryota, Dinophyceae, Suessiales, Symbiodiniaceae.